Messenger RNA from Didymosphaeria variabile, 1437 nucleotides. RefSeq lists its product as uncharacterized. Bases 1 to 1437 code for a protein of 478 amino acids. The record is from RefSeq and is a predicted model, not a curated record. NCBI's taxonomy places the organism in Eukaryota, Fungi, Ascomycota, Dothideomycetes, Pleosporales, Didymosphaeriaceae. The transcript has 6 exons. Gene Ontology annotation, molecular function: FAD binding; oxidoreductase activity.
AUGGGCAGUGCAACGGACGUAUACGCACAACUGAAGGAGCAAUUGAAGAGCAGCAAAGCUGAGAUCCUCUUCCCGAGCGAUGGAGAGAAAUACGAAGAGAGCAUCAAGAGGUGGAGUGAGCAUUGUGAGAAGCGUGCUGCCUGUGUUGUCAAAAUCAGCUCCGCAGACGACGCCUCUGCCACGGUGAAGUUUGUCAAGGAAAACAAGAUUCCCUUCGUUGUCCGUGGCGGUGGCCACUCUACCUCUGGCAGCGCCAGCAUCGAAGACGGCCUCGUCAUCGACCUCUCUCUGAUGCGUGGCGUCACUGUCAACCCUGAGAAGAAGACAGUCAGAGCCGAGGGCGGCGCGUUGUGGGUCGAUGUCGACGAGGCGGCGGCGCAAUAUGGACUGGCUACUGUGGGUGGGACGGUCAACCAUACAGGUGUUGGUGGACUGACGUUGGGCGGUGGGUAUGGUUACUUGAGCGGGAAGUAUGGGUUGACGAUUGAUAACCUGCUGCAAGUUGAAAUUGUGCUUGCGUCUGGGGAGCAGGUUAUUGCUUCUGAGACGGAGAACCCAGAUCUUUUCUGGGCAAUUAGGGGCGCGGGUCAGAACUUCGGCGUCGUGACAGCUUUCACGUUUCGCGGCUAUGAGCAAACUAAUCAGGUCUUCGCUGGUCCGCUCAUCUUCCUUCCUGACAAGCUCCCGCAAGUUGUGGAGUUUAUGAACAAAUUCCAGACUAAGAACGAUGGAAACCAAGCCUUCCUCCUCGGCUUCACCUGUCCACCACCCGCCCACGCUCCCGUCGUCCUGACACAAGUCUUCCACAACGGUACUCAAGAGGAAGGCAACGCCUUCUUCAAGGAUCUCAUCGACCUCGGUCCUGUGGCAAACAUGACUUCCAUGAUGCCCUACGAAAAGCUAAAUGCCGCCAUGAACGAAGGCCAAGGAUUUGGAGGCCGCAAGAUGUUCGGCGGCGGCGCGUACAAGCUUCCCCUUGCACCACCCUUCGUGCAAGCGCUCUUCGAUGAGUUCAUCGGCUUCAGCACCACACAGCCCGCUAUGACGGACUCGAUCCUCCUCUUUGAGACGAUCCCGUAUGCAAAGGUUGUCGAGGUACCUAAUGAGAAGAUGGCUUUUAGCAACCGUGGCGAGUACUACAAUCUCGCGACUAUGAUAAAGUGGGCUAAUCCCGCGCUCGACGACACCGUCCGCGAAUUCUCGCGCGCGCUGUUGAAGAAAGCCUCGCAGUCUGCUGGCGUGGUACAGGACGAGAAAGUGCGCUCCACGGAGGGCGUCGGUGUGUAUGGCAACUAUGUCAAUCCGGAUGUUCCUGCGAGCGAGGUGUAUGGCGGGAAUGCGAAGAAGCUGGCAGAGUUGAAGGGGAAGUAUGAUCCGGAGAAUUUGUUUGAUAGGGGAACGAGGUUGGUUCCGAGGCCGGUGGUUGUUGUGAAUUGA